Molecule: messenger RNA, 816 nt
Organism: Heterobilharzia americana
Lineage: Eukaryota; Metazoa; Platyhelminthes; Trematoda; Strigeidida; Schistosomatidae
Source: the annotation of a GenBank genome assembly
UUUCAACUCAUUUUUGAUGGUGAAGUUUUAGGAAGUUAUUGCACUGUUAGUAGUUCAUCAGCAAUUUAAUGGAUCCUCUGCUUCACUUGCACUUUAAUUUGUUUGACCGCUCUGUUACUACUUCAACCUGAAAUAUGUCCUUAAUUUAAAAGUUUUCUGGAGUUGAUCAUAACUAUGAUUGCACACUGGAUGCCAUGCAAAAUCGAAGCGAAGGAGAUGAAUGUGGAUGCUGAUCUUAUGACUGUGGAUUCUUUAGGUUCGCAGUUGACUACCUUGAACAGCAAUCCAGUAUUGACUUCGAAUUUCCGGGGUAGACCAUUAAGAGGCGUUCAACUUGAUUUCCCAGAAAGCUACUGUCCAGUAAUUGUACAUCACAGUGGAAUAGUAUCAGAUGAACCAGAGGCAAUAAAAUUUGGACAAAAGUUGGAUAAAGUCAUCCUAUGGAAUUUGUCUACACCACCAAGCUUCUCUGAUCCAAUACCGCUAUCACUCACCUGGCUUCACUUAGCCAAUGUUUUACAUUCACAGUCUUAGCAUUCACUUUUAACGUUCUAUUCUAUACAUUUUGAAGACUCCAGCUGGUGUUGUUCUGAUCUGUUUCCUUAAGAAUUUGUAUAAUUAUAUGGAUAGUUACUAUAAAACACUUAUUUCGCAAUUGCCAGUUUGGGAAGGUUAAAGUGGCUCAAGACAGCCAGUGCUACUCUGGAUCAUUCCCAAGAACUUUAUUGAUUCAGUAUUUUGAACUCAAUAAGAGUUGCUUUUUUGGGGCUUGUUUUUCUACUUCAUGCGUGUAAUAUAACAGCUUGGAAAAGUGCA